Messenger RNA from Aspergillus melleus, 1206 nucleotides. RefSeq lists its product as uncharacterized. The record is from RefSeq and is a predicted model, not a curated record. The coding region runs from base 1 to 1143 and encodes 380 amino acids. The transcript has 2 exons. Lineage: Eukaryota; Fungi; Ascomycota; Eurotiomycetes; Eurotiales; Aspergillaceae.
AUGGAUAACGCUUAUUACGACGCUGGAGCUGCGCCAUCCGAUGGCCAUGAGAAAGCUUUGAAGCGUACACUGGAGGGAAUCGAAGAUGCCGUUCAACGUUUGUUGCUGACACGAAAAUCCUAUGAUAGAGCAGUUGUACUCGCGUUACGUUGGUUCAAUGAAGAUAAGGGCCUGGCCCCCCUGCAGACAGAACUUCUGAACCUGUUCUCCCAGAAGUUCCAUUAUGAUACUGAAUCAAUCAUCAUCCCAUCCACUUCUAUAUUAGAGUCACGAAGCAUACGUGCAAAGGUCGCAGAUGUUAUCAAGAAAUAUGACACUCCUCGUGCCCUUGUAGUCAUUGUUUGCGGAGGACAUGUUGCUUGGACUGGACAAUUUUUCUCAUUCUCUGGAGCCUUAGGUGGUGACUUUAGAGAAAGGACAGCUUGGGACUCGGUGAAAUCUCCGGUUGAGGCUGCUAAACAUUGUGACGUGUUGGUGAUUGUUGACUCUUGUGAGGGUACAACUCCAGGAUGUGUUGUUAACUGCGGAGGGGCCUGUGAAUCGCUUUCAGCCCUCUCGACCAAAAUGCUAGGAGUAGCGAACCUCGACUUUGGUUUCACCAGACGUCUGAUCGGCCUCCUGAAAGUAGUGCCGCCGGAUGGCCUAACAGUUGCGCAGCUCCAUGCCAAACUCUUCACUGGGGCAAAGAACCAGCUUACCAGUUUGGGUUAUACUCCAACUUACUUUUCCCAUUCAAGGAAACCCUCGAUUCUUCUUCAUCCCCUGCACAAAGGUCUACAACAAGUUCCUCUCAAGCAAAACCCCGAAGUAGAUGGACAGAAAGUCUUAUGCUAUAUUCAACUUGAAAGCAAGCCCACUCUCCCCGAUAUCAAUAAUCGGUGGAGGAACUGGUUGAAGGCGCAUAUACCUAAGGAUAUCUUGAUCGAACUAGAGGGUGUGUUUGACGGCGAUUCAUCACUCUAUUUGUUGACGGUUCCGCUCGAGGUCUGGAACAUACUGCAGUUCACAGGGCCCUAUAAAUUUGUGGCAUAUGUUCAAUCAAGCAACAUACUAGACACUAAUCCCACCCGCCCAGCCGUCAGUUCUUUCGAGCAUGGUCCUCUUUCGCUUAGGGAACGUGCAACUUCAACGUGGAAGUACUAGUCUUUCUUGUCCUUUCUGGUAUGCUCGUCUCGGAGCUGCGCACCCCCUUUUGCACUCUGCACC